Molecule: messenger RNA, 5361 nt
Organism: Nothobranchius furzeri (turquoise killifish)
Lineage: Eukaryota; Metazoa; Chordata; Actinopteri; Cyprinodontiformes; Nothobranchiidae
Gene: ampd2b
Product: adenosine monophosphate deaminase 2b
Biological process (GO): AMP metabolic process; IMP salvage
Cellular component (GO): cytosol
Molecular function (GO): AMP deaminase activity
Source: RefSeq, a predicted model, not a curated record
CAACCAGAAGCAGCCAGUGCAGACAGCUGGCUUGAACCAGGAGGCAGAGGUGGGGGGGUGAACCUUCUGAACCUGCUGUCUCUGUACGAGUGACAGGGGCAGAUAAAGGAUGACAGAAGAGAUGACUGACUGACUCUCAGUCGUCAUCCCGGGCCAUUUGCUGUUAGGCAUGCUUCUCUCUGCCAGGACAGCGUCUCUUUCCCUCCCUCCCUCUCCCUGUCUGUCUGUUCCCCUUUGGCCCUGCUAGCUGCUGCUCUAUGAGGAGACAGUCACUGCCACUCUCCUCUCCCUGUCCCUUCACGGCUUUGUCUAACAACCCCAAGUAGGGUUGUCUUUGGGUUGCUGAGGAGACAGUGUCCCCAUUGAUUGCACUGCAAACUUGCUUCCUCGUGCAUUUGGAGGACUGUUAAAUGGUGCAACUGUGCACAAACAGCACACCUGCAGCUACAGUUGAUGCUCGUAGUCCUCGCCGCCUUCUCACUUCCCAGCAUUCUUUACCUGGGAUCCCAGUGGCCUUGAAACAAUCCAUUGACCUGCGCACCUCCAUGGACGGGAAAUACAAGGAGAUAGCUGAGGAGCUUUUCUCCCGCAGCCUGGCAGAAAGCGAGAUGCGAAGCGCUCCGUAUGAGUUUCCUGAGGACAGCCCCAUUGAACAGCUGGAGGAGAAGCGCCAUCGCCUUGAGCGGCAAAUUAGCCAAGAUGUCAAGUUUGAACCAGACAUCCUCCUCCGAGCAAAGCAGGACUUCAUGAAGACUGAUAGUGCCACGGAUCUCGAAUUCAUGAAGGAGCAGAGCGAGGCUUCAGACCAGCAGGAGAGAGAGCCGGUUACUGAGAGAGAAUACCAAAGAGUCACUAUUUCUGGAGAGGAAAAAUGCGGGGUCCCGUUCACAGAUCUGUUGGAUGCUGCCAAAUGUGUGGUGAAGGCUCUGUUCAUCAGGCAGAAGUACAUGAGUCUGUCGCUGCAGAGCUUCUGCAGAACCACCACUCGCUACCUGCAGGAGCUGAGCGAAAGACCUCUGGACCUCGACAUCUACGAGGAGGAGAUCCCAGAGACCUCAACCAAUGCAGAUGCCACCGUGCACCCACCUGCUUCUGACAAGCACCCGUAUGAGAACCAGGACCCUACCAGCAUGCCCUCUGACAUGGGCUACGGCUGUAAGAUGGUGAAUGGCGUCAUGCACGUCUAUACAACGAGGGACGUUAUGGAAAAGAACACAGAGCUGGACCUGCCAUAUCCAGACCUGCAGGAGUACAUCGCCGAUAUGAACAUCAUGAUGGCCCUCAUUAUUAAUGGACCAGUAAAGUCCUUCUGCUAUCGUCGGCUACAGUACCUCAGCUCCAAAUUUCAGAUGCACAUUUUGCUGAAUGAGAUGAAGGAGCUGGCAGCACAGAAGAAAGUCCCCCACCGAGAUUUCUACAAUAUUCGAAAGGUGGACACUCACAUUCAUGCUUCAUCUUGCAUGAACCAGAAGCACCUUCUACGUUUUAUCAAAAGGGCCAUGAAGAAGUACCCUAAAGAGAUUGUGCACGUAGAGAGGGGAAAGGGUCAGACGCUCAUGGAGGUGUUUGAGAGCAUGAAUCUGACGGCCUUCGACCUCAGUGUUGACACUCUGGACAUGCAUGCUGACCGUAACACAUUCCAUAGGUUUGACAAAUUCAACGCCAAGUACAACCCUAUUGGUGAAUCCAUCCUGAGAGAGAUCUUCAUUAAAACUGACAACUACAUCAAGGGGAAGUACUUUGGUCACAUAAUAAAGGAAGUGAUGGCUGACCUGGAGGAGAGUAAGUACCAGAACGUGGAGCUCAGGUUGUCCAUCUACGGACGUUCCAGAGACGAAUGGGACAAGCUAGCCAAGUGGGCCGUCAAAUAUCAGGUCUUCUCCAACAACGUGCGCUGGCUUGUACAAAUUCCCCGACUCUUUGAUGUCUACCACACAAAGAGACAACUGUCCACCUUCCAGGAGUUGUUGGAGAACAUCUUCAUGCCUCUGUUUGAGGUCACCAUCAGCCCCAGCAGCCACCCAGAGCUGCACCUCUUCCUUCAACAUGUAGUUGGUUUUGACAGCGUGGAUGAUGAGUCCAAACCAGAGCUGCACAUCUUCAACAUGGACAGUCCUCUGCCAGCCAAAUGGACAGAGGAGGACAACCCGCCCUAUUCCUACUACCUCUACUAUAUGUAUGCAAACAUGACUGUGCUGAAUCACCUGCGCAGGCAGCGUGGGUUUCACACACUUGUUCUGCGUCCACACUGUGGGGAGGCAGGGCCGAUCCAUCACCUGGUGUCUGGUUUUAUGUUGUCAGAGAGCAUCUCCCACGGGCUGCUGCUCAGGAAGGCUCCUGUGCUGCAGUAUCUGUACUAUUUGGCUCAGAUAGGCAUCGCCAUGUCUCCUCUCAGCAACAACAGCCUGUUCCUCAGCUACCAUCGUAACCCGCUGCCAGAGUAUCUGUCCAGAGGGCUCAUGGUCUCCCUGUCUACAGACGACCCUCUGCAGUUUCACUUCACAAAGGAGCCACUGAUGGAGGAGUACAGCAUUGCUGCUCAGGUGUGGAAACUGAGCUCCUGUGACAUGUGUGAACUAGCCAGAAACAGCGUGUUAAUGAGCGGAUUCUCUCAUGAGAUGAAGAGCUACUGGCUCGGACCAAACUACAUUAAAGAAGGACAGGAGAGCAACGACAUCAGGCGCUCCAACGUGCCCGACAUCCGUGUGGCCUACCGCUACGAGACCAUGUGUGAGGAGUUAAACCUAAUCACACAGGCCAUUCGCACAGAUGAGCUAGAGACCAUCGAGGAGGAAGGGGCUCUGUGCAUGGGAGCAGUGCAUGCAGAGAAGUGAAGCAGCAGCACAACACCAAGAUCACCAUAGUCCCCACUGUCUUUGCUCGUGAACACAUCACACCUUGGAGAGGAGAAAAACUUCCUUGCGGGAGUUUUAUUGGAGCUGGUGCUGCCGAGAAGGCAUGUCUGAUAAUUCUAUCCUUUAUUUAUUUAAUUUGUGUUUUUAAUUUUACAAUAUUUCUUAAACUGUUGAAGAAAUCUGUUUUUGUCUGCAUUUCUGAAUGAUGUCAGCAACUUCUUAAAACCAAAUCUUGGACAAUAUUCUUUGUAUUUUCCGCACCAUAAGGCUCACCUGAUUAUAGGGCGCACAGCCAAUCAGCGUCCUAGUUAAAGGUUUAGUCUGCACAUGAAGUUCCAUAGCAGCUAUAAAAAUUGUUCAACAGCAAUACUGAAAAAAAGCACUCACAUUUUUUUUUCAUUCCUCAUCCAUAAAUCCCUCAAAAUCCUCAUCCUUCAUGUUUGACAUGAAGAACUGACCCAGCACUGAACCCAGCAUGCUCGGCUCCGACGCGCCCGGCUCAUCGCCGUCAGAGUCAAUGUCACUGUCGUUGCUCGGCUCUCCCGUUGUGAUCCCGGCCUUGGUGAAAGCUCAAACAACAGCCUGGACAGAAACGUUGGCCCAGGCAUCAGCGAUCCACUCACAGAUGGUGGCAUAAGUCGAUCGGCGCUGCCUGCCCGUCUUGGUGAACAUGUGUUCGCCAUCAGUCAUCCAGCGUUUCCAUGCUGCUCAGACUUUCGCUUUGAAGGACCGGUUCAUCCCGAUGUCCAGCAGCUGGAGUUCUUUGGUUAAUCCACCCGGUAUGAUGGUGAGCUCCGUGUUCAUCCUCUUCACUUGGAUUUUAACUGCGUCUGUGAGAUGGGCCCGCAUGGAGUCACAGAUCAGCAUGGCUGGAGAAGUGUGGAAGAAGCCGUCCCGUCUUUUGGUGUACACCUCCUGCAGCCACGCCGCCAUCAUGUCCUCAUCCAUCCAGCCCUUCGGGUUCAUCUUGAUGAUCACGCCGGCGGGAAACUUUUCUUUGGGUAAAGUUUUCCGCUUGAAGAGGACCAUCGGCAGCAGCUUCUGGCCAUCAGCCUGGCAGGCAAGCACGACGGUGAAGCAGGACUUCUCGUGGCUGGUCGUCCACACAGACACUGUGCUGGUCCCCAUUUUCUCAACGGUCCGGUUCACCGGGAUGUCGAAAGUAAGCAGGACCUCGUCCAUGUUGGUGAUGUGCUGGGGCCGGAUGUUUUUGUCUGCCAUCUUCUUAGUGCAAUAGGAGCGGAACAUCUCUAGCUUCUCAGCGUCAUCUUUUGUUUGGUGAGGGUGGGCGGUGCUACAGGCCGGCUCUUUGUUUUCCUGCGGACGCCGGUGUGGCUGGCUUCACUUGCGUCCUUAAUACAUGUAUAAAAGGCGCACUGCCGGUUCAAGGGACGAUCAAAGGUUUUUAAUUGCGCCUUGUGGUGCGGAAAAUACGGUACUUUACACUUGGUUCAAACGUCGACUAACGAAAGAGACCAUUUGGAAUGUUUUUGUGGAAAGAAGAGUUAUUGUUUCAGUCUGAGUCUGGGCUAAAGGCACUGGGGUUCUCUUGUUAUUUGGGGGAUCUUGUCAGUAGAUGUUUUAGGGAUAACACAGAGUCAAGCAGGACAUCAAUGUUAGGGAAGAUAAUACCACAAGAAUGUGUGCAACAGAGCAAUGUCUAACUUUUAGUUGAUGAUACAGCACAUCAAUAAUAAAUACUUAUUAAAUUAAAUUAAAUUAAAUUAAAUUAAAUUAAAUUUAAAUUUAAUUGCGCUGUAUAGCACCAAAAAUUAACCAAACGUUAAAAUUGGCAUGUCUAAACCACGAGACUAUUUACACAUUUAUUAAAUUAAAUAGGCUUUAAGGACUCGAUGGAGAUGUGAGUCAGAACACCGACCUUCCUUUUUUACAGUGUUGUUCUAACAAAAAACUAAUUUAACAGAUAAGAGAAAAUAAUUAAGGAUCAGACUAGAAGCACAUAUCCAUGUGAGCUGACUUCUAAAGUGUCUCAUGUUGCUUUUCUAUCAGAAAACCCUUUUUUGGUUACAUAAUUCUGCCUUUGCAGGCUUUACAGUGCUUCAGUGAGGUUGCAUGAGGACACGUCAAUAUUUGCUUCUUGUGUGAAGCGAUACUACACAUAUGUAGUAUCGUAUACUUAUACUUGUUGAUAAUAUUAUUUCUACUGAAGGUUUGAACGUUGAUUCUUCACCGUGUGUCCUUUACAGAUUUGUCAAAAAUGUGUUUAACAAAGGUUAAUAGUGCAUGAUGUCCUUCUUGAGCUGUUCCUCUUUGCACAAUAAAAACACUGUCCUAAAUUUACAAGUAAAUAUUAAUGAACUGAAGGUUGAAUGAUCUAAAAAAAAACUUUGAACCUUCUUGUCUUUGAUGUGACUCCUGGUGUCAUCAGUAGGACUAUUUUUAAUGAAUAUUAAAGAACAUUGCUCUCUGACUGAUGAACAAGCUGUUUGUAAAAUAUUCUUUAUUGCCAUGUGUGUCUGUUAAGAAUAAACAUUAUUCAUGUUGC